AUACAGAGACUUCAUAGGGGAAUUGCGAGCUAUCGUGACACCAAAGGGAACCCGUGUAGUACAUGGUCUACCAGUACUGAACCCCGAAGGUAAAGUGCUGGAUCGGGACCGGUUCGUUCUGGUCCGUCUCAUCAAUGGCGACACCGUCACCUUGGCAAUAGAUGUGGUGAACCUUUAUAUUGUGGCUUUUUCUGGUGUCAAUAACAAAUCCUACUUUUUCAAAGACGCUACAGCACUUCAACUCAAGAAUUUAUUCGUCGGCACCAAACAAACCAAGUUAAGCUACACCGGCAACUAUGACAGCCUUGAGCAGCAGUUACAGGAGGACAAGAAGCCGUCAAAGACGAGGGACAAGAUCCCUCUGGGACCAACUCCCCUAGCUGAGGCCAUCACAAGGUUGUGGUACGGUGGGAGCGUAGCCGAACCGCUCCUUGUGGUCAUUCAGAUGGUCUCGGAAGCGGCAAGGUUCAGAUACAUUGAGGAACAAGUCCGCAAAAGCAUAACCGGUCCAAACAAAACUUUUACACCGAAAGGUUUGAUAGUGAGCAUGGAGAACAAAUGGUCGGCUAUGUCCUCGCGGAUUCAGCGUUCGAAAGAUGGACAACACUUCAUUACGAGCGUUCAACUUCAAGAUGACGAUUACAAGCCCCUCAUAAUUAACGACUUUAAUACACUCAGUCGCUAUACCAUGGUCGCGAUUCUUCUCGACGAAAGCGUCGCGACUGCUAGUAGUAGUAAGUAAUAGCAAUAUUGCUCUAGCCAAGAACUACCACAACAACGAAUUUUCAGGGCAUAAAAUAAAUAGUUACACUUCAUCUUCCUCCACAAAUAAAUCUGCUUUGCAUUUUCGUUUUGGACUCUUUUUUGUAUUUCUUGAUCAAUGUGGGAGUUAAUGUGAUCAAAUUGGCAUAUAUGGCUUUCUUCUUUU
Messenger RNA from Camellia sinensis, 928 nucleotides. Lineage: Eukaryota; Viridiplantae; Streptophyta; Magnoliopsida; Ericales; Theaceae. The record is from RefSeq and is a predicted model, not a curated record.